AUGGUUGCUCUCUCUUCUCUCCUCGUCGCUGCCUCUGCGGCGGCCGUGGCCGUGGCUGCGCCGAGCGAGGCCCUCCAGAAGCGCCAGACGCUCACGAGCAGCCAGACGGGCUUCCACGACGGCUUUUACUACUCCUUCUGGACCGACGGUGCCGGCAACGUCCGGUACACGAACGAGGCCGGCGGCCGGUACAGUGUCACCUGGUCCGGCAACAACGGCAACUGGGUUGGCGGCAAGGGCUGGAACCCGGGGGCUGCUCGCAACAUCAGCUUCACGGGGCAGUAUAACCCCAACGGCAACUCGUACCUGGCCGUGUACGGGUGGACGCGCAACCCGCUGAUCGAGUACUACAUCGUCGAGAACUUCGGCACGUACGACCCGUCGACGGGGGCGCAGCGGCUCGGCAGCAUCACGGUGGACGGGUCGACGUACAACAUCCUCAAGACGACGCGGGUCAACCAGCCGUCCAUCGAGGGCACCAGCACCUUUGACCAGUUCUGGUCCGUCCGGACCAACAAGCGCAGCAGCGGCUCCGUCAACGUCAAGGCUCACUUCGACGCUUGGGCCCAGGCCGGCCUCCGCCUGGGCACCCACGACUACCAGAUCAUGGCCACCGAGGGCUACUUCUCGAGCGGCUCCGCCACCAUCACCGUCGGCGAGGGCACCAGCAGCGGCGGCGGCGGCGACAAUGGCGGCGGCAACAACGGCGGCGGCGGCAACACCGGCACCUGCAGCGCCCUGUACGGCCAGUGCGGUGGCCAGGGGUGGACGGGCCCGACUUGCUGCUCCCAGGGAACCUGCCGCGUCUCCAACCAGUGGUACUCGCAGUGCUUGUAA
Thermothelomyces thermophilus ATCC 42464 is the source of this 837-nucleotide messenger RNA. RefSeq names its product glycoside hydrolase family 11 protein. Lineage: Eukaryota; Fungi; Ascomycota; Sordariomycetes; Sordariales; Chaetomiaceae. Gene Ontology annotation, cellular component: extracellular region. Gene Ontology annotation, molecular function: cellulose binding; hydrolase activity, hydrolyzing O-glycosyl compounds. The coding region runs from base 1 to 837 and encodes 278 amino acids. The record is from RefSeq and is a predicted model, not a curated record. The transcript is spliced from 2 exons. Gene Ontology annotation, biological process: xylan catabolic process.